UAUAUAAAUGCACUACUUGGGGAAGAUUAGAACACUCAUGUCUCCAUAUUUUUCUCUAUUUUCUUCUUCAAUCUGAAAGAAAGCUGAUUUCAGGUUGUGUAAAGAUGAAGAACCUAGUGCAAGACUUAAAGCCUGUGCUGCUGAUGGUAUUGGUUCAAAUUGCAUAUUCUUCUGUUAAUGUGCUGUAUAAGCUCGCCAUAAAUGAUGGAAUGAGCAUUAGGAUAGUCACUGCCUACCGUCUUAUUUUUGCAGUAGUUUUCACUUUUUCUCUUGCUCUUAUUUUCGAAAGAAAGAGCAGACCAAAGUUGACAUGGAGGGUGCUUUUCAUGUCAUUUUUUAGUGGCUUAUUUGGUGCAAGUUUAUUGCAUAAUCUAUUCCUGGAGGCAUUGGAUUUGGUGUCUGCAACAUUCGCUACAGCAAUUUAUAAUCUUGUUCCUGCAGUCACUUUUAUUUUGGCAAUCUCGUGCGGCAUGGAAAAGUUGAAUAUGAGAAGCACAGCAGGGAAGGCCAAGGUGGUGGGAACGAUAAUAGGAAUUGGAGGAUCAAUGUUUCUGACAUUUUUCAAAGGGCAAGAAAUUGAUGUUAAGAGUUUCCACACUGAUCUUCUGCAUAAAAAUAACCAUGUUUUAACUCUGCAUAAUACUGACUCUAGCCAUAGAUUUCUGGGUGCUUUGUGUGGUUUUGGAAGCUGCUUCAGUUUUGCAUUAUGGCUCAUCAUUCAGUCUAAGAUAAACAAAGAAUACCCCAGUCAUCACUCAAGUACUGCGUUAAUGUCCUUAAUGGCUGCAAUACAAGCCACAGUCUUUGCCCUUUAUGUUGAAAAGGACUGGAACCAGUGGAAGUUGUGUUCCAGUAUUAGGAUUCUAACUGUGGUUUAUACGGGAAUCGUGGGCUCUGGAUUAGUGGUAAUCGCCAUUGCAUGGUGUGUAAAAAUGAGAGGUCCGAUGUUUGUAUCUGUUUUCAACCCUCUGAUGCUCGUGCUUGUGGCUGUGGCUGAUUGCUUGAUGUUAGGUGAAAACUUAUAUGUAGGAAGUGUGAUUGGAGGCUUGCUAAUCGUGUGUGGCUUGUACAUGUUUCUAUGGGGUAAAAGCAAAGAAGUGAGAAAGGUGAAUAAGACAGUGUCGUCAGAAAUCACCCAGAAACAUGAAGCAACCGAAGUAGUUGUCAUGUCCACCACAACAAAAAGUGACGACAUUACCAGUACCAAACCCAAUAACACAGUUGCCAAUGUUUCUUGAUUAUUCAUGGAAAAUGGACACGAUCACAUGAGAUUGAAAAUUACCAGAUAGAGUUCCAACUUCAAAGUUCUUCCUUUACUCGUGAUGUAUACUGACAAUAAUAUA
This is a messenger RNA of Vigna radiata var. radiata (mung bean), 1343 nucleotides long. Its product is annotated as WAT1-related protein At1g25270. The record is from RefSeq and is a predicted model, not a curated record. Gene Ontology annotation, cellular component: plasma membrane. The transcript has 7 exons. NCBI's taxonomy places the organism in Eukaryota, Viridiplantae, Streptophyta, Magnoliopsida, Fabales, Fabaceae. Gene Ontology annotation, molecular function: transmembrane transporter activity. Bases 105 to 1238 code for a protein of 377 amino acids.